Molecule: messenger RNA, 648 nt
Organism: Lindgomyces ingoldianus
Lineage: Eukaryota; Fungi; Ascomycota; Dothideomycetes; Pleosporales; Lindgomycetaceae
Exons: 2
Coding region: 295-531 (78 amino acids)
Source: RefSeq, a predicted model, not a curated record
CUGCACAAGCUCCAUCAUUGCCCCAAGGUACCGCCGAGCGUCGAGCUUCGAGCUUCGAGCGUCGAGACACAGUACACAACGCCCACACCACAGAAACAGCUCCCCGCGACGAGCUCUCGGCCAAUCAGCACCGAGCAGAUCACCCCCGCCUUGCACGCCUUCACAACGCCCGCGUCCUCGCACCACCCACUCCUCUUGACGCUCCCUCGGCGUGCACCAAUCCGCCUGUCGCCGCCACCAGCAUGUGUACCAAGGUAGUACACCACUAUAGCUGCGGCCACCAGAUCAUGGAGGAUGCCCCCUGCGCGACGUCAAGAAGCGCCGUCUGUGGCGUGCUCAACACCAAGAACGUCAAACACGACGAGAAGUGCGAUCACUGCGAUCACUGACAGUGUGCCACCGCAGACUUUAUCCGGACGACACCCCAUGACGGCCGGUGGCACGCAAACGGGUGUCGAGAGCAGAGACGCAGGCCGUUCCUCACCUCAGUUCUUCACUCUGCUACUUAGACCUCGGGCCCGGCGGGCUUGACCACUUCCACGAGCCCGCCCACGCACCGUAGGCAGCAUUUCACGGCGUCACGGAGAUAAAAAAGUUCAGGCGUUGGACGGGCAUUGGGACCCACAUGGACCAUCGUGAGUCCGGCGU